Messenger RNA from Seriola aureovittata, 8928 nucleotides. RefSeq names its product guanylate cyclase 1, soluble, alpha 2 (gene gucy1a2). The coding region runs from base 1016 to 3430 and encodes 804 amino acids. The record is from RefSeq and is a predicted model, not a curated record. Gene Ontology annotation, biological process: response to oxygen levels; cGMP biosynthetic process. Gene Ontology annotation, cellular component: guanylate cyclase complex, soluble. Gene Ontology annotation, molecular function: guanylate cyclase activity; heme binding. The transcript is spliced from 9 exons. Lineage: Eukaryota; Metazoa; Chordata; Actinopteri; Carangiformes; Carangidae.
GUGCUGCUGUUGGCUGACCGCGCGCGCUCGCUUUCUUUCCCUCUUCCCCCAUCUCGAGCCACCUCUUCGCCCAGCACGCACGCUCCGACCGCGCCACUACCAAAAGAGACGACACGUCAAAAGCCGAGGGGCCAGCGGUGAGGGAAUAUAAGUGAAAGAUGGACGAAUGAUGAGAGGACCGUUAGUUGGCAGACAGACCGGAGAACCGCUGUCGCAGAGGACAGAGGCAGGAGGAGAAGGGACGGAGGAGAGAGAGAAACUGACACAUCUGCCGUGACUUUGGGGAUUUCUCUCCGGCACAAGUGAAGUGAAAAAGGGGAGACGCCACGUUCGUUGGAUGCCAACAUUGACAAUGUGCGAGAGGAAUAAUUAACAUGUGUCGGAAUUACCGUGGUGGACCAACAUGUUGUCGAUUUUGGCGACCUUUGUCAUUUUUCUGUUUUGCAAUUUCGCCACUUAAAACAACGUCUGCUUCAAAAUAGUUUUGAUAGCCUAUAUAUUUUUUUUUAUUUGAAGCAUCCUCUUGGACAGUGUUUGGCCUCCCAGGGAGCAGGUUGGAUUUGUUUUAGGGGCAAAGGAGGACGGUUUUUAAGAGGCGAUACCCCCGCCACCUCCUCCCCCUUACAUAAAUGUUUGCGUGCCGUUAGUGCUCUAGUUCUCGUCGACCCCCCUUCUCCCUCUGAAUAGGUUGCUGAGUCUCACACGCAGACAGACGCAUCUCAUGCACACAUAGACACAGACAGACCUAUUAUCUCACGCGCACUUACAUAUACACAACUCAUAUGCAUACAUAAUUAUAUAGAAGGACCUUACCCCCCUCACCCACCCAACCCUCCACCAACCCUCUUACCACCCCUCACAAUCUGAUGACUCCCCGGCGUAGAGGUGGACGUGGUACGGAACCGGCUGUAGCAUCAUCAUCAUCAUCACCAUCAUCAUCACCAUCACCAUCAGCGUCCUCAACACUACCACUGCCAUCAUUACCAUCCUCCUCCUCCUCUUCCUCACCAUCACCAUGUCCUCGUCGUCGCGCAAGAUCUCCUCCGAGUCGUUCAGCAGCUCGGUGGGCUCGGACUGCGGGCUCGAAAGCCCCGGGGGAGAUGGAGGGGACGGCGGUUUGGAGCCGGCGGAGGAGAGCCGAGGCUGCCCCUUCUCUUCCUUCCCCUCCUCCCACAGAGCGGUGCUCUGGAACGGCCGCAGCCUCGCCGAGAGGUCGGCGUGCCCGGCGGGCGAGGAGCAGCAAGGACCCGGUGGACCCCACAAGAGGGUCACCAGAAGGAGACGGGUGAACCUGGACUCGCUGGGAGAGAGCCUGAGGCGACUGACCUCACCCACGACACAGACUGUUCAGGAAGCCCUACAGCGAACUCUACAAUUCUACAGACAACAAGAGAUCAGGUGUCAGGAAGUUGGCAGUGAGGAGAGGCGACGAGAGAAGAGAGAGGACAAGUGUCCAUUUCUAGAAAAUUCUGGUUCAGAGGAAGAUGUCCUGCAAAUCCUACAAUACAUGGCCACCAUACUGGGAGUACCAUUCUGUGAGCUGCGAGAACAUUUCGGAGAGGAGUUCUUUGGCCUCUGCUUUGAAGAAAAUGAACGAGUGCUUCGGGCCGUAGGUGGGAACCUCCAGGACUUCUUCAAUGGCUUUGACGCCAUUUUGGAACACAUUCGCACCUCCACGGGGCGCCGUGCAUCAUCUGAGAGCCCCUCCUUCCAGUGCAAGGAUCCCCACGAGGAGGAGAAAGGGCGAAGAAAAUUGGACAAGAUUGGAGAACGAGGUGGAAGAGGGAAAGUGUUGCUUCUUCAUUGUUUCAACCCUGCUCCUGUUGUUGGAUUGGUCAUGCCAGGUUUGAUCAGAGCUGUUGCCAGGCGUAUCUUUCAUUCAGAGGUUGAGGUGGAAGAGGUGCCACCUCUAACUCCUUUAUUGCCCAAUGAAGAUGCAGAACACACAGAUGGUGACUCUGCAACCCCAACUCCAACUGCGUCCCCCACCGCCUCACCUUCUUCGUCCCCGUCCCCUCCCUCUCCUUUUCCAACCUCUGUUCCCACAGUUUGCCUGUCCUUCCAAAUCCAGGAGACGUGCCCUCCUUCCCUCUCCUCCCUCCCAAAUGCUGCCUCAGCGAGCACCAAACGGCCCCCCACCUCACUCUCCACCAACCCCAGUGAUCUGCGCAUUGGUCUGGCCACGUUUUGCCGUGCCUUUCCAUUCCACCUUGUCCUGGGGCCUCGCAUGGAGCUACUGCAGCUCGGAGAAGGACUGAGGAGGCAGGCUCGCAUUGAGCCUCACCGGAGCCUCUCAUUCAGGGACUGUUUUGAGAUUGUCUCACCCAAGAUGGAGCCUUCGUUCCAGGGAAUCCUGCUGAGGCUUGCAUCCCCAUUUACCAUUCGUACCAGGCCCGAUACCACACAGGCUGGCACCAAGGAGAAGGUCAUGGAACUGAAGGGUCAGAUGAUCCACGUGCCCGAGUCCUGCUCCCUGAUGUUUCUGGGCUCACCACGUGUUGAUAAGUUGGAGGAGCUGAUGGGCAGGGGCCUCCACCUGUCAGAUAUCCCCAUCCAUGAUGCUACACGGGAUGUUAUCCUAGUGGGGGAGCAGGCCAAGGCCCAGGAUGGCCUGAAGAAGAGAAUGGACAAACUUAAGGCCACAUUAGAACGGACUCACCAGGCACUGGAAGAGGAAAAGAGAAGAACCGUGGAUCUCCUUUACUCCAUAUUUCCAGGUGAUGUGGCACAGAAACUGUGGCAGGGUCAGCCGGUGCCCGCUCGCAAAUUCGAUGACGUCACCAUGCUGUUCUCAGACAUCGUGGGCUUUACUGCUGUGUGCGCCCAGUGCACACCUAUGCAGGUUAUCUCCAUGCUGAACGAGCUUUACACACGCUUCGACUACCAGUGUGGCAUUCUGGAUGUUUAUAAGAUCGAGACAAUAGGUGAUGCCUACUGUGUGGCAGGGGGACUUCACAAGAAGGUUGAUAGUCAUGCGAGGCCAAUUGCACACAUGGCUUUGAAGAUGAUGGAACUUUCCGAAGAAGUGCUGACACCUGAUGGAAAACCUAUCAAGCUAAGGAUAGGAAUCCACACGGGCUCAGUGCUGGCAGGAGUGGUCGGGGUUAAAAUGCCACGUUAUUGCCUGUUCGGGAACAAUGUGACACUGGCCAGCAAGUUUGAAUCAGGGAGCCAUCCGAGGUGUAUCAAUGUUAGUCCCACAACUUACCAGUUGCUGAAAGAUGACCGUUCUUUUUCAUUUGUACCUCGUUCACGACUGGAGCUCCCUGAGAAUUUUCCCAAAGAGAUCCCAGGGACAUGUUACUUUCUGGAGGCAGGGACGUCUCACAGUCAUGCCUCGCUGACCAGCUCUCGCUCCGCUCCCCCGGCCUCUAUGAGGAAAGUCUCCUACAGCAUUGGGACCAUGUUUCUAAGAGAAACAAGUUUGUAGGUCCCAUACAAAGACUAGGAUGCACAGGUACAUAUUCAUUAAGUGAGAGGCUGGAUUUGAACCUGGGGAACAUGCAGGGAAACGAUCACUCGGAUCUUUGGAUAUGCAAAUGCAUUAUGUGAAAACUUGGAUUCAGGCCUGUGGGAUGGCCUGUAUCAAUCAAAUUUGAAAAACAAAAAUGCUUUCAUCACAGGUGUAAAAGAACAACAUGCCCUCAUCUCCCCUGUGCAAGGAGGAUAUGGUUCAAAAGACCUGAGGAACAGCAACUGUCCUAGGCUCACACGGACCCUUCCCCAAGGAAGUGUACUGUUGGGGCAAUUAGUCGAGAAAUCUUAAUAUAAAACUUAAUAUCUAGCUGGAUUCCUCAGCUCCGUACCUGGUGUCCAGCUCUCUCCAGUGGUCCUCUCUCCCAAAUGGCACCCUGACCUGGGUUUAGAGGCAACAAUGCUUGGAGCAAACCUGGAGAGAGACCAUUUACACGACCAGUGUUGCACUCAUUAGCAAUGGAAUUGCGCAAAUAGAACAACUCCACUUUCCAUUAACAAAGUGGAUGCUGAGGAAUGAAGUUGUAUGAACUUUUGAAAGAUGGCAACAUUGACGCAAAUGUUUGCUGUGCAUCAUGGCCUCUUGUACACGGAAGACCACUACUGAAGAACAAUACAACUCCCCCUUCCUCCCCUUCCAACUGUCCCAAAAUCACAUCAUGCUUUACUAAACAUCUGAUGCUUGUUACAUUCAUACAUCAAGUCUAGGACCAGUUGGGAUGGGGAGAGAUAAAUGAGAGGCACAAAUAAGGUUUGAAAAGGGGUCAUUUUAGGACAAAUGCCAAAAAUGCUAAGCUGAUCUUAGAGCCUUUCCUGCUUCUAACCCACAGCAAACUAUAACCAACAACAAUCCAGCCAUUUCAUUGCAGGUAAUAUGUUUAGGACUGAAAAUUAUUCCCAGCUCAGUGCCUUUUUACUGCUCAAAUCAGGACAAAUACAAGAUGGAUUCAUUUUAAAUAUUUGAAAAAAAAAAAGAAAAAGAAAAGGAGCACUUCAUUUAUCUUAUGUCUCCACUUGUUUGAAGACAUUUCUGUGCCAUUAUCUACACUAGAGAGGGAAGGAUUUGAAUGAGGAAAUGACAUGUGCCAAAGUUUAUAAGCCACAUUUGAACCCAGGAUCCUGCAAGUCAGGGGAACCUUAUCCCAGCGAGCUGCCCGCAGCACCGACUAGUUGUGUACUUCAUUUUGAGACAGUCAUAAGUGGCUAGCAAAAAAUAAAUCAAGUGCUCUUCAAAUAUUUGAAAUUCAAUACAUCUGUUUUGUCCAGAUCAACCAAUAAUUCACACAAUACAGUACUGAUAAUAUAGUACUAUAGUAACUUGUACACAUAGUCACAGUAUGCACGCUUGACACGGUUCACAUUUUCAUAUAUAAUCUUUUUUAAUUGCGUUGUUUUUUACCACAUGGAUAUAAAAGAUACACUAGCCCCUCGAAAACAUAACUAACAGGAUUUCAAUUCAAGUCUACUAGUUUGUUGGUAGACAGAGGAUGAUUCACUCAAUGGAAAUCUCAGGCCUUUCAAAUACUUCAGCGUAGCUCAGUAACCCAGACAUGGCAAAGUAAAUGUCAGGAGUUUUCUUCAUAAACUGUGAUCAGAAUGUGAGAAGUGAAGGGUUGAACCUGGAUAGUCUUAAUAUUUUACAGACUUGGCACAUUUGGGUAUUCACUUAAUCUAACUUAUAUUACAUCGCUGCCAUUGUUCUUCAUCAGUGAAGUACAAAUGAAAUAUCAGGUUUAUACAAGAGUGUGAAUAACUGGCUGUUACAGGCCCACAGAGAAAAAAAAAUAUUGUAGGAGGCAUUGUUUUACCUGAAAUAUUAAAUUUUUCAUGUGAUAGAAAUGUUUAUAUUGUCAUUAGAAGUACACUGAGAUUUUUCAAGAUCACAAUAAUUCAAACUUAUUGUUGAUGACUAAAAAAAAACAAACUGUUCUUCAGUUAAUCAAGGUUGUUUAAAUCAAAGGUGGUGUUUACCUUCAAGGUGUUUAAAAAAAAAAAAAAAAAAAAAAAGGCAAGGAUUGGUUCCUUCUGUCUAUUGUGUAGAUUCAUUUGUUAAAGGGUGAAACAUUUCAAUAGCCAAACACUUUGUCAAACCACUGGCCUUGGCAGGAACAGGAGCGUGUGCUGGCUAUGCUACAGUGUGUGUUUAAAACACAGCACGUAGGAAAACAUCAGAAGGAUAAUGUAGGACGCAAAAAAUGAUGCCCAUCUGGCUGAAAAUUUCACCCACUAAAGGGCAGAGAUUGACACCAGCACAACAAAGUAAUGUGCCAUAUUAGAGGAAAAGAUGGCAGAAGGGGAAAGUAGAAAAGCGAACCAGAGAUGGGUUAGAAGUACCACAAAACUUUGGUCCUUGUUCAUUUUUGCCAUCAUUGCCAUUAGAUUCUCUGACAGCAGUAGCAUCAGAAACACUUGCACAUGUCCAACAUGUUCUGUGAAGAUCCUUAUGGCAAUGAAAAUAGACAAUUUUGCUAAAAAAGAAAAUGCAAAUAUAUUUUUGACAAUAUUUUUUCCACAUACCCCACACUCUUAUCCAUAUUCACUGUAAACAAAAAAAAUAACUAUAUCCUAUUUUUAAUUGUUUCCUGUCGCUUAAAGUAUACUAUGCAGUAUAGAACUAACAAUGGACUAGACAUAAUAACACCUGAAGAUAAAUCCAAUCAGUCGAACAUGUGGGAGGUUAGUUUUUAGCCUAAAAAUAUCAGGAAUUGUAACACAAAGAAAGUAUGUGUAUUAGCUCUGAACUAGGUGCCAUUUUCCAGUGGGUCAGCAAAUGGCCAUUCAAAAUUUAAGUCAGUAGAUUAUUUUUAGUGGAGGCUUGCCACACCUCUUAGAAAGCAGCAUUAUGUUGUCCACAAAGCCAAAACAGUUCAUGAGACCAAAAGGUCUGCAACAUUCAUAUUUUUUGUGUCGUUAUGGAGAACCAGAAUCUGCAACACGCACCUGGGACAUCAGUGAAACCUACAUCUUGUAUAUGUAUAAAUCAGUGGUUCAGAGGAGUAGCACUUUGACUUGUCUGGUUUUUAGUAACACCGACAAGCCUGCCCAGCAAAACUAAAUUCUGGCUCAGUAUAAAUUGCCAAGUACACUAGAGAGUGGUUCACCUGGUUUUCCAAGAGCCUGAGGGAAGUUUCCCAUGUCUCUAAGGCCUGGGAAAAUGGGUGCUGGUUAGUCUUAAUCUUGCAGCUGAUUACAAAGAAAAGUACAAUUUCACAAAUGUUUGAGAGGCCACAUGGGCCAUUUUAUGAAAACAUCAGUUUUCACACAGUGUAUUCAGCUCUAUUUUAGUUUUAUCUGAUAUGGACAAAAGUACCCAUAAGUAGUCCCCUGUGCAUAAGCUUGUUAUACUGGGUUAAACCAGAAACAUGGGGCAAGUAGCAGUUUGAUGUCAUUACUGCAGGAUUCAAUAUACACAAUAAACUCCAGUCCAGGAACCGAUAGACAAGAUUAGAUACAGAUAACUGAUUGAUGAGGAAGUGCUAAUUAAUGAUGGUCAAUUCUGACUACUAUGUUGACAAUGCAUGGUUGCUAUUUUAGCUGCCAUUGCAAACCUAUUUGAUUACAAAAUUUGACUAUAAAAUUAAAUAAGCAAGUGCGAAUCAUGCCAAAUCCACUGUAGUGGUGUUCUUGCACUGAAAUGUGCAAGAACACUACUUUCAAUCCAGCAGUACAUAAAUGACUGAAUUUCCUUUGGGUCCUUGCAAGGCAGGUGAACCACUCUUAAGCCUGGGGUAGGUUUUUUUCCAAGGCUUUCACAUACAGAGACAUACAAGUGCUCUCUGCCUGUCAUCCUGGCACUAUUCUGUACUGCAUACAUGCAUUAAUGUGUACUUCAUAAAUCUAUUGUAGCAUAAAUGUAGUGCAGGUGUCGUUUACACUCAACUUCAGUAGUGCCUGAAUUCUGCAUCUAGGCUAAAUAAAGGACGUUACACCAGCGUUACACCCACGCAACUUGUGUCCAAUGCUCAUGUCUCCAAUUGUGUAAAUUCCUGGAAUAAUAUUAGACAUUUGGUCAGAUCUUGCAAGUCUUGCUGUUGUGAUGCGGAGGUGCUGCAGGUACUGGUUCUCUAUGGUGCCGUCGUCAGUCUUGGACCGUUGCACUGCAGUGCGUACUGUAGGUGACUUACUCACACAGAGGCAAACAUCACAGUUACAGUGGCAAUACAACUGAGCUGUACUGCAGGGGCUGUGUCAAACAAUGAGCCUCAUGAGCCUGAGAUUAAGUGUGGGCGGGUCCAGUGUCCAGUGAGACAAAGCCAAAUACAUCCAUAACUCCAGCAACUGUGUGAGUUUGUCAGUGUGUGUGUGUCAAACAAUAUGAGAACGUAUUGAGUUUGGUAAUGUAUAAACGUAAUUAUUUGUUAAUGAAGGCCCACUGUACCUGUAACAAAUCUGUACAAUUUAGAUAUAUUUAAUAUAUUCAAACUGAAACAUGGAAAUUGUAAUAAAAUUAAAGCAAAUUUUUUUUUUUUAAUAAUUCACAAAAUGAUUUGACAUUUUCACAUUUUCCACUGCUUUAUUGUCCUUUUUCUAUUUCAGCCAGAUACAUUAUGUCAGUAUGUGUGCCAUCUAAAGCCAGGCUGGUUUUCCCAACAUGCCAGUGUCCCACAAAACCUUCAUACCCUCAAGUAAAAUCCUUUUUUCUUUUUUUCAAUAAUCAAGGGGAAAAAAAUGAUAGAUUUUUCAUUGACACUAUUGUAAUUUUUUCAUUCUACAUCACAUUUUGAAUGAUUUUCAUUAACAAUGUAUUUAUGAAACAUUUUCCUCAACUGAAUGAGCAUGACACUGUCAGUUUUUUUUUUUUUUUUUUUUUUUAAUAAAUAAAGUUACUUAACAUAUGUUUUUUGCAGGACAUUGUUAUAAACUGUCUUGCUGCCAAGAUCAACUUCAUCCCCACUGGCUUACAGUACAGUGGGUCUAAGCUGAUGGGAACUGGUCCCUAUUGGUUUAACAUUAGCCUGGUUUUAACAGCAGAAACAAAUAUGGUUGAUGCUUGUCAUCCGUGUCCAGGGUUUUCAAAAACAAAUAAAAAAAAGCUCCCAGAAUGGAUGCACAUAACUCACUCCCACUGAUUUUCAAUCUAUACAGCUUCAUCCACAUGAGAAUAGUAGCUUCCAUAACAUUUGUUCAUCAGCUUAGUUUAAAACAAAUAGAAUAUUUGAGACAUUUUAACAAAUCAUCAUUUCACUGGGAUCUCUCCCUCAGACCUCUCUUUGGUAAACGCUGGCUGAUCAUGUCAUUUGUCAAAAAUCUGGUCAGUGUUUUGUACUUUGAUGUCAUGUUGAAAACAUAGAGCUGACCCUGGACAUGAACCCUGUUUCACCCUGCUGUUGGAAUCAGGUGUGUAUGUGGAAGAGGCUUGAUGACAGCUGUUGGUUUCUGACUGACAUUAAGGGCACAUCUUCUGUCUUAUAUGAUGUAAAUAAAAAACACCAAGUAUCUUUAAUAAGGAAGAAA